Messenger RNA from Eremothecium cymbalariae DBVPG#7215, 2067 nucleotides. RefSeq names its product DNA-binding SCF ubiquitin ligase subunit DIA2 (gene DIA2). The record is from RefSeq and is a predicted model, not a curated record. Bases 1 to 2067 code for a protein of 688 amino acids. Lineage: Eukaryota; Fungi; Ascomycota; Saccharomycetes; Saccharomycetales; Saccharomycetaceae. Gene Ontology annotation, molecular function: Hsp90 protein binding. The transcript has a single exon.
AUGGAUUCAGACCUUGUCGAUACGACUUUGGAAUUGGGGAUAAAAUGCUUCCAGUAUCAAGAAUACCAGAAGGCAAUUGGAUUGUUUGGGAAAGCAUUAAAGCUUGCUAGAUCUUAUAGCGAUGACACUUUGGAAUCAAUGCGAGAGAAUUUAGGAAUCAGGAAGAGAUGUUUGCAUGAUCCAAAUAGAACUUACCAUCCUAGAUAUCUGAUAUUAUUGGAUAAUAGAGCAGCUAGCUGGGAGCGAAUCAACAACCUUGGCAAGGCAUUGAUCGAUGCAGAUCGUAUGAUCAAGGUAGAUGCCUACAAUUUAAAAGGUUAUAUUAGGAAGGGUAAAAUAUUGCAGAAAAUGGCACAAGAUAAAGAAGCACUAUAUGUGUAUCGAGAAGGGUUAUCUAAGGCAAAAGAGGCCUACCAAUUGCAUUUUGAGAAGCCCCCAUCAAAAUUUGUAGAAAUUGUGGAACACCAAAAAAACGAGGUUAUAAAGAGAUUAAAUUUACAAAAACUAACGCCUACUACUGGGGCUUCAAAAAGAACUCAUAUUGAAGCAAUUCAACCUGAAAAGCUCAAAAAGUCUAGUCAUGCAAAUCUCUGUUCCACUAUGUCCAAGGUACGACAGAAACAUGUUAAAGUUGACUUUGUCUCGCUGUUACCAUUGGAGGUGGUUUUUUUGAUAAUGUCAAAUCUAAGUACCAAAAAUCUUGUUCGAUGCUUAUGCGUUUCGAAGUUAUGGUACCACAGAUUAAUUAUUUUACCAAAACUUUUCAUGGACUUUGAGCUCUCUUCCUGUGAUUAUAGGAAAUUACUAAAGUGCAUCAAGUUUAUGAAUGACCUGAGGGCUAGUUGCCGUGCAAUUUACUGCGGUAAGAUUAAUUUUGGAGCCUUGAAGCUUACUGAAGAAGAGAAAUCAUUUAUCUACCUGUUGUCGAAUCUUAAACUCGGUCCGCAACAAUUAAUUAUGCAGUCUAAUAAUUUUACAAUGGAAGCGAUUCUAAACUUACUCCCCAAAAACCAUAGACUUAUUCAACCUGUCAAAAGAUUGUCAAUUGCUGCACCUGUUCGUCGCCCUGAUGGUAUUGACUUCUCUAAAUUUUAUGAAAGGGCCCUCUCAUUGGUAGACCUCGAACUCCUUCUCACCUUUUUGCCUUUAGAGCGCGAAGCGUUUCGUCCUCAAUCAAUACCAUCUACAACAUCGUUAUUGAAUGUGAAAUCAUUCAAACUAUUGGCCCGGCAGCAUAAUGAUCUGCAUUCUUCCAUUUCCGAUCAAUUUCUCUUCAAUACACCGUUUACAAAGCUAACAAAAUUAUAUGUCACUGGCGUUGUUUUCAACCAAUCUACCUCCACAAGCUCGAGUUGGAUCACGACUUUACCGAACCUUCGUGAGAUAUGGAUGGAGCGUAACCUUGGAAUCCGGUUUCAGAAUGUUUUAAAAUAUAUGGUAUUAGUAGCUGGUCCAAAGAGACUGCAAAAACUCACUUUCAGAGAGUCCCCCAGCGAGUCGUCUAUAUUAGACAAUGACAUAACCCAAUGGCUAGAUAUUAAUAUUAUACAGGACCUUUUCAAAGAUUUAAUUGUCUUAGAUGUGAUGAAUACUAAGUUCGAUCCUAAAAUCUUACUAACUAUACUAACCUGUGUAAAAAAUGGUAAAUUAAAGCGAUUAAACAUAGGAAACUGUCCAUCCUUGUCUUUUUCAAGGGAUCUUGCGAUCAUUGAUGAGAUUCUUCAAAAUAUAGUCUCAGUUGAAGAACUUCAAUUGCCCAAUUUAAUGGAAUUUAACCAAUACAGUAUUAGUGUACUAAGAAAGAACAUCAAAUAUAUUAAUAGCUUGAAAAAAUUGGACCUUUCAUUCAACAACGGGUUAAAAGGUUAUGAACUAAUUGACCUGAUGAGAGAAAUUAAAGACAAAGAGCUAAUAACCUUGGAAAGUCUCGCAAUAGAUGGCUGCCCAGAUGUAUCCCCGCAAGCUGUCGGAUAUGUAGUCAAAAAUAACUAUUGCAAGAAGGUGACAUGUAUAUAUGAAAAGAAGCAGUGGGAAAUCUUUGGGGUUAAUUCAUUCUGGUACAAAUAA